Hyaloscypha bicolor E is the source of this 1647-nucleotide messenger RNA. Its product is annotated as serine/threonine-protein phosphatase-like protein PP-Z. Lineage: Eukaryota; Fungi; Ascomycota; Leotiomycetes; Helotiales; Hyaloscyphaceae. Bases 1 to 1647 code for a protein of 548 amino acids. The transcript is spliced from 2 exons. Gene Ontology annotation, cellular component: nucleus; cytoplasm. Gene Ontology annotation, molecular function: protein serine/threonine phosphatase activity. The record is from RefSeq and is a predicted model, not a curated record.
AUGGGAAACCAACCCUCCAAAGGCUCGGGAACGUCCACCCCAAAGGGCGGUGCAUCACAGACCUCAUUGAAUAAGGAUAUGGACAAUCUCCAGUCUUAUCCGUCGUUCAGUAAAGCAGAUACCAAGGAAUCCAUCCGGUCAUUCCGAGGGCUGAGGUCUAAGAUACCGGGCGGUGGUAAAACGGACAGUCCGCGCAACUCUACAUCAGGAUUAAGCAAUGGCGAAGCACUUGUGGAUAAAUCUGACGCUGGGUCUUUCCGUUCUGGGAAGGGUGGUCGCUCAGCGAUUUCCAAGACAAAUUCCCCAGAUUCGCCAGUUUCCGGACCGACGUCGCCCUCGCAGGAGGAUGGCGAUGAUGCGACUUCACCUCUCGAUGAACCGAAACCACCUCCAUCUCCCAUCCAGUCUGCCUCCAUGCGAGCAGGGCAUCAUGACGUGGAUGCUGCGCAACGAAGCGGUGAAGUUGACCACGUCUCUGAUCAGCCACCCUCCGGAGGAACGAACCCACAUGCACAUCUUCAACGCCCUGGCCAGUCGAUUCUAGUCAAAAGAGCGAAUACAAUAAAUCCCAUUCAACAAGAUGCACUCCUCACAGCGCCGUCAGCUGGGGACGAAGGUGGCACGCCUGGCUCACUUACAAUGGCAAUGGGAGAAUUGAAGGAUUCGGAUAUUGACGACUACAUCAAACGGCUUCUGGAUGCUGGAUAUGCUGGGAAAAGUACAAAGGGGGUUUGUCUGAGAAACGCGGAGAUCAAUUCUAUCUGUUCUCGGGUGAGGGAGAUAUUCCUUGAUCAACCACCCCUUAUUGAGCUGGAAGCGCCAGUCAAGAUCGUGGGUGAUAUUCACGGGCAAUACUCCGACCUUAUCCGAAUGUUCGAAAUGUGCGGAUUCCCACCAAGUUCGAAUUUUCUCUUCCUAGGCGAUUACGUGGAUCGAGGAAAACAUUCUUUGGAGACUAUCCUCCUUCUUAUGUGCUACAAGAUCAAGUAUCCAGAGAACUUUUUCUUGCUGAGAGGAAAUCACGAAUGUGCGAAUGUGACGAGGGUGUAUGGAUUUUAUGAUGAAUGCAAGAGGAGGUGCAACGUCAAGGUUUGGAAGACAUUUGUUGAUAGCUUCAAUUGUCUACCAAUUGCUGCGAUCGUUGCUGGAAAGAUUUUCUGCGUUCACGGAGGCUUAUCCCCAGCUCUCAGCCACAUGGACGAUAUCAGACAUAUUGCGCGACCAACAGACGUCCCGGACUUCGGGCUGUUGAACGAUUUGUUAUGGGCAGAUCCUGCAGAUCAAGAAAAGGACUGGGAAUCCAGUGAACGGGGGGUCAGUUACUCAUUCGGGAAAAAGGUCAUAACGGAGUUUCUGGCAAGACACGAUUUCGAUUUGGUUUGUCGGGCACAUAUGGUUGUUGAGGAUGGUUACGAGUUUUUCGAAGACAGAAUCCUGGUGACAGUGUUCUCUGCGCCAAACUACUGUGGGGAAUUCGACAAUUAUGGUGCAGUUAUGAGUGUUUCGACCGAGCUUCUCUGCAGCUUUGAGCUCCUGAAACCUCUCGACUCGAGUGCUUUAAAGAGCCAGAUGAAGAAGAGCCGAAACAAACGCAACAGCAUGGUCAACAGUCCUCCACCAGCUGGCGUCUUCCCUCAGAGCGUAUGA